GAGGAAACUGAGGAAACUUUACUGAUAAGUGAUACGAAACGAUACUCUUGAUUAAACAUUGAUAGUGCCUUGUAAGCAUCGAAUAAAUUUACAUACUUUCUUAAAGAGUUAAAUCGAUUGGACAAACGUUGGCUUAUAUGCAACUGGUUAUACGAUGAGUUUGUUAAAAUUAGCGGAUUUUGCUUUAGUCAAAGCAUUGACGAAUCCUAAUAAUGGUUCAGUCAUACUGAAUCUAUCGCGUGCCUCAUCGCAUUUUGUGUAUACACCGGAUUCUAAAGCACCGGUGAAAGGGGCGACCCGGAAGAUGAAUAUGUUCCAGGCUAUUAAUGAUGCGAUGGACAUUGCUUUGGAUCAGGAUUCAUCGGCGCUGGUGUUCGGAGAAGAUGUUGCCUUUGGAGGCGUUUUUCGUUGUUCGAUGGGUCUGCAAAAAAAGUUUGGAAAAGAACGUGUUUUCAAUACUCCACUCUGUGAGCAGGGAAUAGCAGGAUUUGCAAUCGGUGUGGCCAGCACUGGGGCGACCGCCAUUGCCGAGAUUCAGUUUGCUGACUACAUCUUCCCUGCGUUUGAUCAAAUUGUAAAUGAGGCAGCUAAAUACCGGUAUAGAAGUGGAAACCUCUUCGAUUGUGGCUCUCUUGUGUUCAGGGCUCCUUGUGGAGCCGUUGGUCAUGGUGCAUGCUAUCACUCGCAGAGCCCUGAAGCGUACUUUGCUCACACACCUGGACUUAAGAUAGUUGUGCCACGCGGACCAAAUAUGGCGAAGGGAUUACUUCUAUCCUGCGUAAAGGAAAAGGAUCCAUGUAUCGUGUUGGAACCGAAAACCCUUUAUCGGGCUGCCGUUGAAGAGGUUCCCGAAGAAGCCUUCGAGUGUCCCAUUGGAAAAGCUGAUAUACUGAAAGUUGGUACUGACGUAACUCUAAUCGGUUGGGGCACGCAGGUUCAUGUGUUACUGGAAGUGGCAAAUAUGGCAAAACAACAAUAUGGAAUCAACUGCGAGGUCAUCGAUUUGGUGUCCAUACUUCCUUGGGAUAAGGAGACGAUUUGCAACUCGGCAAAGAAAACAGGUCGAGUUUUGAUUUCUCACGAGGCCCCACUUACCAAUGGAUUCGGAGCCGAGCUAGCUGCAACCAUACAGGAAGAAUGUUUUCUUCAUUUAGAGGCCCCGAUUACUCGUGUUACUGGUUGGGAUACUCCUUUCCCACACGUUUUCGAACCGUUCUAUAUUCCCGAUAAAUAUCGCUGUUUGGCGGGAAUUAAGAAAUUAGUAGACUAUUGAGGGUAACGGAUACGUUUCAUUAAAAAAUCAACAUUUGUCUUCCCCAUUGGCCAAACAGUGCCAACAGUGACUCUUCACUUUAAAAUUUCAGGGAUAUAUUUUGCAUUUAUUCGGUUAAGGACUAAGAAAUAGCUAUAAGAAACAUGUAAAAAUUUCAAGUACAGCUUUAGGAUCUGAAUAAAAACAAAAAAGGAAA
Molecule: messenger RNA, 1469 nt
Organism: Sabethes cyaneus
Lineage: Eukaryota; Metazoa; Arthropoda; Insecta; Diptera; Culicidae
Gene: BckdhB
Product: 2-oxoisovalerate dehydrogenase subunit beta, mitochondrial
Exons: 3
Coding region: 155-1273 (372 amino acids)
Biological process (GO): branched-chain amino acid catabolic process; response to nutrient
Molecular function (GO): catalytic activity
Source: RefSeq, a predicted model, not a curated record